Lichtheimia ornata is the source of this 3261-nucleotide messenger RNA. RefSeq lists its product as uncharacterized. The coding region runs from base 1 to 3261 and encodes 1086 amino acids. The record is from RefSeq and is a predicted model, not a curated record. Lineage: Eukaryota; Fungi; Mucoromycota; Mucoromycetes; Mucorales; Lichtheimiaceae. The transcript has 9 exons. Gene Ontology annotation, molecular function: transcription corepressor activity; protein binding.
AUGGCUCAAUCUCAAGUUCGACGGAACACCUGGGAAGGGCAGAAUGGACCAUCGUUACCAGAGGCAAGAGCUACUGAACUUCUUCAUACGUACAUAUACGACUAUUGCAAGAAACACAACUUUGGACAAGCAGCAAAGGCGUUCGCACAAGAGGCUGGUGUACAAGUGGGUAAGAUGCCACCCAUUGAUAUCCCGUCAGGCUUCCUAGGCGAUUGGUGGAGUGUAUUUUGGGAUGUUUACAAUGCAAAGUAUAAUGAGACAUUGGCUAGCAAGGAUGCAGCAACGUAUCAGCAUUACACGGCACUUGUACGAAGUAAACGGGAGGAAAUGUUACAGCAACAUCGUGCAAUGAGUAUGCAACAACAGCAACAACAAAUGCUUCAACAACGGCGGAUGUCUGAUGUACAGCGACAACCUCCUACUAUGCAACAGCCAUCGUCUCAACAACAAGGUGCAAUGUCACGCGAUCCUCGACCGUCACCCGCCAAUAGUACUAUUUCACUACCAAACAAUGGGAUGCAACGACCACCAACACCACAGCAACAACAACAACAACCACCUCAUCAAUACCACCAUCAUCAUCAUCCUAGCAACAACAGCAUUGUAAAUACCCCACAAAGCAUGCCUUCUUCUUUACCCCAACAACAUAUCCAUGCAUCGCCCUCUUAUUCUCCUCAACAAAUCCAACAUCAACGUCCUGGCAAUGAGCAUCCAACAGAGCAUAUGAUGACUAGCAAUCCCCAAUUACCAGCUACAAGUGCACCGCUACCACCCCAUUCCACUCCACGUAUGGCUACUACAGCAGCAGCAGCAGUAACUACUACACCAACUUCUACCACUGCCACCACUGCCGCUAUGGCUGCUGCUCCUGGGGGCGUUAUGAACCGUGAUUUGCAAUCCAUGACACAGGAGGAAAGAAAUGCCUACAUGAUGCAUGCCAAACGCCAGGCUAUUCAAAACAACAUGAUGAUGCGUAAUAACCCUAACAUGAUGAUGAGCCAUCAAGCCCGACUUCAAAUGCAGCAACAGCAACAAUUAGCUAUGAAUCAACAACAACAACAACAACAACAACCCAUGACGCCUCAACAAGGACCUGGUCAACUUCCUUCCCAAUCUCAACCUCAUCCUCAACAACAACAGGCAAUGGAUAUGGCAAAUCGAAAUGCUGGAAUGGCUCAAGCAGGACAACCUCGACCACCAAUGAUGAAUGCAUCGAUGGGUAUGACAGGACCUGGUGUACCUGUUGCACAAAUGUCUGGAGCAAUGCAACAUCCAAAUACUCCUUUUUCUGGUGAUUCCAAAAUGCUGAUGAUGCAACAAAUGAUAAGCAAAGGGCAAAUCCCAGCUGGUCUCACUCCCCAACAACAGAUGGCCCUUCGACAACAACACCAAGCCAUGAUGAAUCGUAAUUACAUGUUACAACAACAGCAACAGCAACUUCAAAUGAGUCAAGGAGGUCACAAUGCGACUGUACCAACGAGUCAAGCCAUGAUGAUGGGUGGGUUCAAUCCACAGCAUGAUCCUGAAAAAGCACGUGCAGCAUUGAUGAAUUAUCAGCGACAACAAGCUCAACAGGCUGAACAACUUUAUCGGCAACAACAACAAGCUGCUGCACAACAACAAGGAGGUCGACCACCACCACCACCAUCUCAACAACAACAACAACAUCCUGCUAAACGUCCUCGACCUAAUCCUGACAAUGAGACUUCAAACCCCCCUAUGGCUCAAGCAUCUCCCCAAACAAGCAACACGGGUAGUCCACAUACGAUGAAUCAACAACAGCCAUCUGCUACCACCAUUAAACCGGAGCAAGUACAAGGAAGAGUGUUAUCUCAACAACAGCAACAAAGAGCACCCUUCCAAACAUCGUCUCAAGAUUCGCCCCAAACACAACCUAGCCAACAACAAACGCCUCAGCAACAACAUCAGCAUGCAAGCACCACUGGAUGGAGUGAUAUGGAAGGAAAUGGUGGCAUGGUGAAAUCUGAAUCAUCCCCUGGUAUCCCUGACAACAGUGGCAUGGCAACAGCGGUACCCACUAGCAACAGCAUGUCGUUUGAUUUGGAGCGUUUCAUGAUGAGUGACGGAGGUGAUUUUGCCGAUAUUUUUGCGAAUGCGGAUGAUAGUGCCGAUCCUGCCUUGUUGCUAGGUGAUGGGAAUGAUAUGGAUGGUGGUUUCAACAACCAUUUUCUAGCCGGGUCUUUUGGAGGAGGAGGCAAUCUUGGAAUGGAGAAUGCAGCAGCCUUGACACUUUCUGGUGCCAGCGAAAAGACGUUGCAAGCACAAGGCGAAUUGGCAGGACAUACGGAUAAGGUGUUGACAUGUGCAUUUUCCAAAAAUGGCCACUAUGUGGUGAGUGGUGGCAAGGACAAGCACGUCAUGGUAUGGAGUGUACGAGACAAGCAAAAGUUGUAUACCCUGGAUGGUCAUACGCACGUCAUUCAUUGUGCACGAUGGAGUGCAGAUGACCGGAAUUUGGUGGCCACUUGCUCUUUUGACAAGACAAUCCGCGUUUGGGAUGUGGGCUCAGCCUUGGUUUCCAAUGCUUCUUCCGUUAAACAAGUCUUGAAAUUUGAAGGCCGGACUCGCAUUUGCGCUGUUGAUUUUUGCCCCACACGACCUGAAAUCUUAUGUUCGAUGGAUGCUGAAGGAGAAUUGAAUGUUUGGAAUAUGAAUACGCAAAAAAAGGAUAAAACACUUCAAGUGCCAAUGCGAACGGUCAGCUCCAACCAAUUACGAUUUCAUCCCCGUGACGGCAACAUGGUGGCAUGUGCAGUGGGCAACCAACUUUACGUCAUUGACAUCCAUCGAUUGAAAGGCGAUAAUAACAACAACAACAUGGAUGGCAUCAAGACAAUCCAAACAAGCGACUCUAAAAACAUCACUUCAUUGGAUUGGUCAUCCGAUGGCAACUUUUUGGUGACAUGCUCGGAAGGAUUGAUUGCAGUGUAUGAUACGGUGCAUUGGAAGAUGGUCAAUUCGCAUUCUUUACAAGGCAAGACAGCGAGUUGUGCGUUUGUCAAUCAUGAAAGCAAUGGCAGCACGGAUAAGCUUCAAGUGAUCUUUGGCGAAUACGAAGCCAUCUAUAUCUGGCAAUGUAGCGUGCCUGGAGCACAACCUAAACGAACGGGUUCACAACCUGGCCUGGUAGCAGCGCUUGCAUGUUCCACCACCAGCACAUUCCCCAUGGAUGGGACAACAAUGGUUGCAUCCGCAAGUCAUAAUACCAAGGACAAAAACUUGAUGCUUUGGUCUAUAUAA